AUGUCUUUUAGUGGGUGGAAAUCAUUUCCAUAUCAAUUAGCCAAACAGGGCCUGAGAGUGACAGUGACAGCCGCGCUCCGGUCCGGCCGCCGGCGAGGAGGAAGAGGAAGAGGAAGACGACCACCAUUACCAUGCCCGCCACCGCCACGUGUCCAAAGGCCCUCCACGCCCACCUCCUCCGCUCCGGCGCCCUCUUCGCCGACCCCUCCGCGGCGGGCCCCCUCGCUGCCGCCGCCUCCCUCGCCUCCCUCCCCUACGCACUCUCCAUCCUCCGCGCCCACCCCACCACCUUCUCCUACAACUCCGCCAUUCGCGCCCUCGCCCGCGGGCCCCGCCCCCACCUCGCCAUCUCGCUCUACCGCUCCAUGCUCUCCCACUCCCGCUCCCACCCCAACAACUACACCUACCCACCACUCCUCGCCGCCUGCGCGCGCCUUGCCGAUUCCGACCUCCUCAGCUGCAGCUGCAGCUGCUGCGGGGGUUGCCCUCCACGCCUCCCUCUUCCGCCGCGGCCUCGAGUCUCCCGACCGCUUCAUCAGGGCAUCCCUCCUCUCCUUGUACGCCGCCGCGGGGGACUUGCCCGCUGCACGCCAGGUGUUCGACCUCAGCCCCCCUAACCACAGGGACCUCCCCCUCUGGAACUCGCUCCUCCACGCCUACCUCUCCCGCGCCCACUACGUCCAGGUGCUCCGCCUCUUCCGCACGAUGCGCACUGCCGACCACGUCACCCUGCUCGCCCUCCUAUCCGCAUGCGCCCACCUCGGGGCGCUCCACACCGCCCGCUGGGCGCACGCCUACCUCGCAACCACCUGCAGCUUCCCCAUCACAACAAAUCUUGCCACCGCGCUCCUCAACAUGUACAUGAGGUGCGGCGACGUCCAAACCGCAUGCUCCCUCUUCCACUCCACUCCCACUCGCCACAAGGACGUCCACACCUGGACCGUCAUGAUCGCUGGCCUCGCCCUCAACGGCUUCUCCACCGAUGCACUCCAUUUGUUCACACACAUGAAGGACCACAACAUACAGCCAGAUUCCGUAACCCUCACCGCCGUUCUCAGCGCAUGUACGCAUGCUGGCAUGGUGGACGAGGGCAAGAGGAUCCUGCGCCGUAUGCCUCUCGACUAUCAUCUGCAACCCACCAUAGAGCACUAUGGUUGCACCGUCGAUCUGCUUGGCCGAGCAGGCCUGCUAGAGGAGGCAUUGGCUCUUAUUAGGGCCGUCCCGUUCAAGGCUGACGUUGCCCUAUGGGGUGCUCUCUUGGUGGCUUGUAGAUGUCACAGGAAUUUUGAGAUGGGGCAGAUGGUUGCGAUGGAAAUUCUCAGGUUGGAUCCCCAGCAUGCCGGGGCCUGGGUGUUCUUAUCAAAUGUAUAUGCGGCUGCUGGGAAAUGGGACCUUGUACAAGAGGUCAGGAGCUCGAUGAAACAACACAGGAUACACAAGCCUCCAGGAUCGAGUGUUGUCGAACUUGAUGGUGUUGUUUACGAGUUCUUGUCUGGGGAUCAUUCACAUCCUCAGUCUGAUCAGAUAUAUGCAAUGCUUGAUGAGAUAGGCAAAACCUUGAGCCUCAAAGGGCACAAGCCUGCCACUAAACUAGUUACCUUUGACAUUGAUGAGGAGGACAAAGAAGUUUGUAUCUCGCAGCACAGUGAGAAGCUGGCAGUUGCCUUUGGACUGAUAAACACGAGGAGAGGGGCUGUUAUCCGAAUAGUGAAAAACUUGAGAAUCUGCGAGGAUUGUCACUCUGUCAUGAAGGUAGUUUCCGAGGUCUAUGAUCGAGUGAUAGUUGUUAGAGAUCGUAACCGUUUCCACCACUUCAAAAGUGGUUCUUGUUCUUGCCUGGACUACUGGUAGCACAGUGACAACAAUGUCCCCAGUUUCUUAUGUUAAGAUCAACUAGCUGUAUGCAAGUGUGGUUGGAAUUACAGAAGUAGCAUUUUCCUAUUCUUGAUUA
Molecule: messenger RNA, 1951 nt
Organism: Oryza sativa Japonica Group (Japanese rice)
Lineage: Eukaryota; Viridiplantae; Streptophyta; Magnoliopsida; Poales; Poaceae
Product: putative pentatricopeptide repeat-containing protein At5g40405
Molecular function (GO): protein binding
Source: RefSeq, a predicted model, not a curated record